Molecule: messenger RNA, 2133 nt
Organism: Exophiala spinifera
Lineage: Eukaryota; Fungi; Ascomycota; Eurotiomycetes; Chaetothyriales; Herpotrichiellaceae
Exons: 1
Coding region: 1-2133 (710 amino acids)
Biological process (GO): ribosomal large subunit biogenesis
Cellular component (GO): nucleoplasm; Noc2p-Noc3p complex; Noc1p-Noc2p complex
Source: RefSeq, a predicted model, not a curated record
AUGGGGAAGCAGUCCAAAGCCACCAAAAAGUUUGAAAAGAGGAAUCUCAAAGGCACCAUCGAGCGGAGAAAAGAGUUUGCCAAAAUUAAACAGAGGCACCAGCAGAAGGAGAAAAAGAAGCAGAGGGCAGCCCAAAGAGCGCAGAAUGCGGAGGACGAAGAGAGUGCAGACGAUACAAACGAAGCCCAGGAUGGACCCGACAUGAAUGAAGAUGGGUUCUUCCAAGAGGUGCUAGAUAUCCCCGAGGAGAAGAAGAAUUCCCAAUCAAAAGCUGCCAAGGGCAAACGCAAGAGAGAUGACGGCGGCGAGACUACCGAAGCACUAUCCUCAGCAGAUGAAGACUCGGAUGAAGACGCACUUGGACACAAGGAUCAACUGGCGUCUUUGGCAGAGAAGGACCCGGAGUUCUAUAAAUACCUUCAAGAGAAUGACGCCGAGUUACUUGAUUUUGAUGAUGACGACGACCUGGCAGCAGUCGACGACCUCAGUGAGGAAGAACCGCCGACAAAGAAGCAAAAGAAAAGCGGUGUUGGCGCCGAUGAUGAGGAGGCUCCUCCAGACGACGUGACCCUGGACAUGGUCAAGAGAUGGAAAUCAUCCCUCGUCGAGCAGCAAUCUAUCAGGGCACUGCGCCAAGUCGUAUUGGCCUUUCGCGCUGCCGCUCAUGCUGAUGAUGAGGAGGACAAGACGUACAAAUACAACAUCGCGAGCCCAGAGGUCUACCACGAGGUGUUGAUGACAGCGCUCAAACAAGUGCCGGUGGUACUCUCACACCAUCUCCCUGUAAAGGAGUCUUCCGGGGGCAAAGUACGUGUACCGACGGAUUCACCCAAAUUCAAAACUCUGUUACCCCUGAUCAAGUCUCAUACGUCGUCACUACACUAUCUCCUCGGACGAUUAUCCGACUCCAAGACUCUCAGACUGACCCUGCAAUCUUUCGAGCCAAUGUUGCCGUAUCUGCUCCAGAUACGCAAGUCUCUCAAGGUGAUCAUCAAGGCAGUCGCUUCAAUCUGGUCGGAUAACUCUUCGGAUGAGGCCACUCGCAUUACCGCUUUCUUGAUCAUCCGUCGUUUAAUGGUCAUUGGUGAUGCCGGUAUACGGGAAACUGUUCUGAAGUCGACGUACGAAGGGGUUGUCAAAGGCAGCCGAAACACCACUAUCCACACUCUUGCAGGUAUUAACCUGAUGAAAAAUUCCGCUGCAGAGAUAUGGGGUAUCGAUCAAAAGGUUAGCUACACUGCUGGCUUUACAUUUAUUCGACAAUUGGCAAUUCACCUACGCGGAAAUAUCACCAAGCCCACAAAGGACUCUUACAAGACUAUCUAUAACUGGCAAUUUGUUCACUCAUUGGACUUCUGGUCUCGUGUUCUAUCAACACACUGCAACUCUUUGCUUGAGGCUCAAAAUGGCAAACCAUCACAACUACGACCGUUGAUCUAUCCCCUAGUACAGGUAACUCUAGGCGUGAUGAGAUUGAUCCCGACUUCGACAUACUUCCCUCUUCGAUUUCAGUUGAUGCGUUCGUUGCUUCGCAUUUCCCAGGCUACGGAGACGUACAUUCCCCUGUCGGCUGCUCUUCUGGAAGUGCUGAACUCGGCUGAGAUGAAAAAGCCCGCCAAACCUGCGACAUUCAAGCCUUUAGACUUUGCUUCGAACAUCAGAGCCCCAUCGUCUUAUUUGAAGACGAGGGUGUACCAGGAUGGCGUUGGCGAGCAAGUAGUGGAAUUAUUUUCUGAGUUCUUCGUGCUAUGGGCGAAGAGCAUUGCCUACCCUGAGCUUCAGCUUCCGGUCGUCGUCAUGCUGAAGCGUUGGUUGAAGACAGCUUCAACCCCGAGUGGGAACAAGAAUGGCAAGCUUAACCAAGCACUGCUCCUUCUAGUACAAAAGUCAGAGGCCAACUCGCGGUGGAUUGAGGAGCGACGAAACAAAGUCAGCUUCUCGCCCAAAGAUCGGACGGAAGUCGAAGGAUUCCUCAAAGACGUCCAAUGGUCAGAUACCCCUCUUGGAGCCUUUGUUGUGUCACAAAGAAAGCUAAGGGACGAACGAAAGAAGGUUCUGGAUCAGGGAAGGAAAGAACACGAGAAACGACGCGCGGCUCAGGAAGAAGACGAGGAAGAAAUUGACACUGUGUGA